Molecule: messenger RNA, 870 nt
Organism: Aspergillus pseudotamarii
Lineage: Eukaryota; Fungi; Ascomycota; Eurotiomycetes; Eurotiales; Aspergillaceae
Product: S-adenosyl-L-methionine-dependent methyltransferase
Exons: 3
Coding region: 1-870 (289 amino acids)
Molecular function (GO): methyltransferase activity
Source: RefSeq, a predicted model, not a curated record
AUGUGCGACAAUACUUACAACCUUGUUCAGUCCCGUUACGGACACAUCGCCAAGCAAAGUAGCGACGUCCAGCAGCACGACAAGGAAGAGGAAAUUGCUAGGGCGUUUGGCUACAGUGCGGAAGAUCUGAGUUCGCUGCCAGGGAAGACCAAUCUUGGCUUGAGCUGUGGAAAUCCCGUGGGAUUUGCCAAUGUGAAAGAGGGUGAAACAGUUCUAGACCUUGGCAGCGGUAGCGGUAUUGAUGUGCUCCUGGCGGCUCGUAAAGUCGGGCCCAAUGGACAGGCCAUCGGCGUUGAUAUGACAAAAAGCAUGGUUGAACUCGCCGAGAAAAAUAUCCAAGAGGCGGGGAUCUCCAAUGCAACAGUCAUCCAAGCAAAUAUCAACUGCAUACCGCUACAAGACUUCAGUGUCGACUGCAUCAUUAGUAACUGCGUGAUCAAUCUUGUCCCAGCUACCGACAAAGCGGCUGUCUUCAAAGAGAUCGCCCGCCUCCUGAAGCCUGGCGGAAGGGUCGCGAUCAGCGAUAUUCUAGCGAGAAGGCCGCUUCCGGAUCAUAUCACUAACAAUAUGGCGCUAUAUGUUGGGUGUGUUGCUGGUGCUAGUCAGGUUGGGCAGUAUGAGGCGUAUCUGAAGCAGGCUGGAUUCCAAGGCAUGUACACCCGCUAUAAAGAGAGACUUGAUACUAACCUGCCCCUAGACGCGUUUAUUGUCGAUACGAAGUCGGACCUUAAUCUCUAUAAAGGGUCCUCGUAUUUGCCUCAGGGAUCGUGUUGUGGCGGUAGUCCUGGGCAUAAUACGGCUGCGAGUGAUGUUGCAGCGUUGGAUUUUAAUGAGUGGGUCGGUCAGUUACUCUCCUCUAUCCUGACUUAA